CAAACAAAAAACUUGAAAUAAAAGUGAGCAAAAGUCAAUUUCAAUCAAAAACAAUUAGCAUUCGAAUUGCAAAUACAUCUCUGAAAAUUCAACUCAACCACAAUGGAGCACAUUAUGAAUCCGUUUAUGUCGCCCGCCUAUUUGCUGCAUCCGCGCUCCUAUCCAGAUGGCCACUCCCACGCCCACUCGCAUUCGCAUUCGCACUCGCACGCCCACGCACACAUGAGCGCCAAGUCACCGGCCAGCUCUCCGGGCACCGCCGGCAGCACAGGGCCUGGCAGUGCCAGCUCCAACGGCAGCUCAAAGCCCAAGCGCUGGGGCUCGCCGCCCAUCAAUCUGGCCGGACAGUUCAUCAACCCGGCGACGGGCAAGAAGCGCGUCCAGUGCUCCAUCUGCUUCAAGACCUUCUGCGACAAGGGCGCGCUCAAGAUCCACUUCUCGGCAGUGCAUCUGCGGGAGAUGCACAAGUGCACCGUCGACGGUUGCAACAUGGUCUUCAGCUCGCGCCGCUCCCGCAAUCGCCACAGCGCCAAUCCGAAUCCCAAGCUCCACUCGCCGCACAUACGCCGCAAGAUCUCGCCCCAUGACGGACGCACUGCUCAACAGUUUCCCGUUUUCCCGGCGGCUGCCGCAGCGGCCGCUUUUCCGGGCCUGCUGCCGCCACCGCCGCACUCACAUCGGACGCAUCAUGGCCACUCCAUGGGCUACAAUCCGGCGGCGGCGGCAGCGCACGCAAUGUUCGUCGGGCAGUCGGGUCUGCAUAGUCUGGGACUGCUCAGAGCUGGCGCGGCGCACAAUGAGCGCUUGUUUGCCUCCGAGGCGGAGGCCGAGGCCGAGUCCGAGCUGGAGGCGGACGAGGGUGAGGGCGAGGGCGAGGGCGACGCAGAGGUGGAGGGCGAGGAUGAAGGCGUCUAUGUGUAUGUGGACAUGCAUGCCAACAGCUCCAGUCCGGCUAGUCAAGGCUGCCACAGCGAUGCGGACGAUGCGGAGGCGGAGGCGGAGGCCGAGCUCCACUGCAGCCUGAGCAUGACCAGCAAUAGCAACAGCUGCGAGGGCGCUCACCAACAACAUCGACAACAACAACAACAACAUAGAGAGCAGGAGUACCUGGAGGAACAGGAUGACCAGGAGCGCGCCGAGCAGCCGCUGGACUUCAGUCUGCACAAGCGGCGAGAGGCCGACAACGAAACGGAGGCGGAGCAUGAGGAGCGUCGCGCCAAACGCUCGCCCAGUCCCUGCGGCGGCAGCGGCUUCUCCAUGGAGCGUCUGCUCGGCAAGCGGCGGCGCCACAACAGUCACCACAGCGCCGCCAGCUGCCCGGAUGAGCACAACGCGCUGGCGCUGGCCGUGCCCAGCAUCAAAAUGGAACUGGAGCUCGACAGUGGCGACAGUAGUCACAGUCAUGCCCACAGUCAGCACGAAGCGCACGCCCACGAUUUGUCGGCGCCGCUGAACCGCAGCCCCGCUCUGCCCAUGCCCCUGCCCCUGCCCCUGCCUCUGCCUCUGCCCCUGCAACAGCAGCAACAGUCACAGCUGCCCCAUCCGCAUUCGCAUCCACAUCCGCAUCCGCAUCCGCAUCUGGCGCUGGCACCUUCGCCGCCUGCCAUGCUGCUAGGCAUGGACUUGGAGGAGCAGCAUCAUCUGCGGCUGCUGCGGACGCAAAUGUUUGCGGCCGCUGCGGCUGCCGCUGCCGCACUG
This is a messenger RNA of Drosophila busckii, 1698 nucleotides long. RefSeq names its product protein disconnected. Gene Ontology annotation, biological process: regulation of DNA-templated transcription. The transcript has 2 exons. Gene Ontology annotation, cellular component: nucleus. The record is from RefSeq and is a predicted model, not a curated record. The annotation marks the transcript as partial. NCBI's taxonomy places the organism in Eukaryota, Metazoa, Arthropoda, Insecta, Diptera, Drosophilidae.